GACGUGUACUAUCUGAUGGACCUGUCAGCGUCCAUGAUCGAUGACCUGGAGAUGAUCAAAUUCUUGGGCUCCUCUCUGUCUGAAGAGAUGGCCAACCUCACCAGUAAAUUUCGCAUGGGCUUCGGUUCUUUCGUGGAGAAGCCGGUGCUGCCGUUCAUCAGGAUCACAGAGGAGGAGCUGGCCAACCCCUGCAGUGGCGUGGGCUCAACCUGCCUGCCAGCGUUUGGCUAUAAACACGUCUUGUCUCUGACGAGCAGAACAGACCAGUUCAACGAGAUCAUUUUGAAGCAGCGUGUGUCCGCAAACAUCGACUUGCCAGAGUGCGGCUUCGACGCUAUCAUGCAAGUGGCCGUUUGUGGGGACAAGAUAGGCUGGAGGAAUGACUCCAUGCGUCUGCUGGUGUUCGUCAGUGAUGCCGACUCACACUUCGGGAUGGACAGUAAGAUGGCCGGCAUCGUGAUUCCUAACGACGGCCAGUGUCACCUGGAUGGCAACAACGAGUACUCCAUGUCCACAGUGCAGGAGUAUCCGACUCUCGGUCAGCUGAUUGAUAAAGUCAUGGAGAACAACAUCCUGCUGAUAUUUGCUGUGACCAAGGAGCAGACACAAAACUAUAAGAACUAUGCAGAUCUCAUACCUGGAGCCACAGUCGGAGCUCUGGCCACCGAUUCGAGGAACAUCCUGGAACUGAUUGUAACAGCGUACAAAGAACUGCGCUCCGAGAUCGAAGUAGAGGUCCACGGAGACACAGAGGAUCUGCAGAUGUCCUUCACAGCCAUUUGUCCCAAUGGUACUGUCCUGCCCGACCUGAAACGCUGCUCCAACGUCAAACCAGGGGAGACGGUCGUGUUCAAUGUGACCGUGGAGCUCCCGGGAUGCCUGUCAGGAGUCCGGCACUUCUCCCUCCGAGCGGUGGGCCAGCAGGACAGUCUGGAGGUGGAACUGGAGUCUCUUUGCUCGUGCGACUGCCGGCAGCCCCCUGAAGCAAACAGCAGCCAGUGCACCGAGGGCCUGGGGGAGUUCCAUUGUGGCGUGUGCGUGUGCCAGCCGGGGUUCCUGGGAGCCCAGUGCGAGUGCAACGAGGAGAGCAUCUUGUUGAGCAACUGCCUCGCCAGCAAUGAGUCCGAAGUGUGCAGCAGUCAAGGGAAGUGCUACUGCGGCCAGUGUGUGUGUCAUGCAUCCAGCUUCGGCCGCAUCUAUGGACCUUACUGCGAGUGUGACAACUACUCCUGUGUUCGCUUCCGGGGAGAACUCUGUGGAGGCCAUGGAUUGUGCGACUGCGGUGAGUGUCACUGUGAAAGUGGUUGGACGGGGGAGUACUGCAACUGCAGCACCAGCACUGAAGCGUGCAUGUCGGAGGACGGCUCUGUCUGCAGCGGCCGGGGGAAAUGCAAGUGUGGCCAGUGUGCCUGCGCUGUACCCGGAGCGUCUGGGGACAAGUGUGAGAAGUGCCUGACAUGUGGAGACGCCUGUAGCUCUGCAAGGAGCUGUGUGGAGUGUCACCUCCUAGAUAAGGACGAGGCUGAGCUCUGUGAACAGAGGUGCAGCGUUCCUAAAAUGUCCGUCAACACAACAGAAGAUUAUGACAAGAGCUCCUCUUUGUCAUGCACGCUGAUGACGGAGAACGAGUGCUGGAUCUCUUUUGAUGUGGUGGAAAGUGAGACAGGUACCACUGCCUACAACCUCCAGAUGUACGGUUGCCCAGAGCCUCCGAACAUCCCCAUGAUCAUCCUGGGAGUCUCCCUCUCCAUCGUGUGUAUCGGCCUGAUCCUGCUGGCGGUGUGGAAGGUGCUGGUGUCGGUGCACGACCGUAAAGAGGUCGCCAAGUUUGAGGCGGAGAAAUCAAAAGCGAAAUGGCAGUCGGGGACCAACCCUUUGUUCAGAAGCUCGACGUCCACCUUCAAAAAUGUAACUUACAAGAACACACAGAGAGAAAAGACCAUAACCAUGAAUUCCUACUGA
Molecule: messenger RNA, 1962 nt
Organism: Limanda limanda (common dab)
Lineage: Eukaryota; Metazoa; Chordata; Actinopteri; Pleuronectiformes; Pleuronectidae
Gene: itgb6
Product: integrin, beta 6
Exons: 12
Coding region: 16-1962 (648 amino acids)
Biological process (GO): cell adhesion mediated by integrin; cell-matrix adhesion; cell migration
Cellular component (GO): focal adhesion; integrin alphav-beta6 complex; cell surface
Molecular function (GO): integrin binding
Source: RefSeq, a predicted model, not a curated record